Coregonus sp. 'balchen' is the source of this 14843-nucleotide messenger RNA. The record is from the annotation of a GenBank genome assembly. NCBI's taxonomy places the organism in Eukaryota, Metazoa, Chordata, Actinopteri, Salmoniformes, Salmonidae.
AUGCCUUACAAUGUUGACAUCCUGAAUGCGCCCCAUUUGAACCGGAUGUACAACUUAAGUCGGGGUCACGUUUAUUGUUGAAGAGGAAAGAUGUCUGUACUGACUUUAUUCAAUUUCAACGAUGCAAAAGAUAAUUUACAGUAAGAACUUAACUUCAAUACGAUGUAUUUCAGAGUCUAUUCUAUGUAUGAUUUAAAUUGUUUAUCACAUCUUUGUAGAAACGCUUACAAUACCUUUGCAAGCCAAGCAAUAUUUGUUAGACACGUUAGCUGGCUAGCUUAAGAACGUUAGCAGGUUAACGUGUAGUCUCAAGAAAAUACUAAGCUUUUAUAAUUUUUUCAAUUGUUAUAACUCUCAUCCAGGCCUCAACCAGAAGUGCGUUGGACAACAAAACCAGCAAACCUUUGUUAAACGCAUUCAACCAGAUCACUGGAAAGUAAGUGGAUAACGUUACAUAGCUAACGUUAUCUAGCUGUCUACAUUAAUUCAAUUAUCUCUAGGCAAUGCCUCUGUCCACCUCACCACUGACAUUGUCUGCCUGCUUGUCUCUCCACAGUGAUACAGAGAAGAAGACCACCCUUGACCAAGCUCUGAGGCAGGUCCUGGAGGAGCAGAUUGUAAGUUUAAAGAAGUGUAGCACAGUACCAGUCAAGUUUGGAUACACCAAGGGUUUUUCUUUAUUUUUACUAGUUUCUACAUUGUAGAAUAAUAGUGAGGACAUCAAAACUAUUAAAUAACACAUAUGGAAUCAUGUAGUAACCAAAAAAGUGUUAAACAAAUCAAAAUAUAUUUGAGAUUCUUCAAAGUAGCCAUCCUUUGCCUUGAUGACAGCGUUGCACACUCUUGGCAUUCUCUCAACCAGCUUCACCUGGAAUGCUUUUCCAACAAUCUUGAAGGAGUUCCCACAUAUGCUGAGCACUUUUGGCUGCUUUUCCUUCACUCUGCGGUCCAACUCAUCCCAAACCAGCUCAAUUGGGUUGAGGUCGGGUGAUUGUGGAGGCCAGGUCAUCAGAUGCAGCAAUCCAUCACUCUCCUUCUUGGUCAAAUAGCCCUUACACAGCCUGGAGGUGUGUUUUGGGUCAUUGUCCUGUUGAAAAACAAAUGAUAGUCCCACUAAGCGCAAAACAGAUGGGAUGGCGUAUCACUGCAGAAUGUUGUGGUUGCCAUGCUGGUUAAGUGUGCCUUGAAUUCUAAAUAAAUCACAGACAGUGUCACCAGCAAAGCCCCCUCACACCAUCACACCUCCUCCUCCAUGCUUCAUGGUGGGAACAACACAUGCAGAGAUCAUCCAUUCACCUACUCUGCGUCUCACAAAGACACGGUGGUUGGACUCAAAUUUGGACUCAUUAGACCAAAGGACAGAUUUCCACCGGUCUAAUGUCCAUUGCUCGUGUUUCUUGGCCCAAGCAAGUCUCUUCUUAUUAUUGGUGUCCUUUGGUAGUGGUGUCUUUGCAGCAAUUCGACCAUGAAAGCCUGAUUCACGCAGUCUCCUCUGAACAGUUGAUGUUGAGCUACUUGAACUCUGUUAACCAUUUAUUUGGGCUGCAAUUUCUGAGGAUGGUAACUCUAAUGAACUUAACCUCUGCAGCAGAGGUAACUCUGGGUCUUCCAUUCCUGUGGCGGGCCUCAUGAGAGCCAUUCAUCAUAGCGCUUGAUGGUUUUUGCGACUGCACUUGAAGAAACUUGAAAUUGUUCAUAUUGACUGACCUUCAUGUCUUAAAGUAAUGAUGGACUGUCGUUUCUCUUUGCUUAUUUGAGCUGUUCUUGCCAUAAUAUGGACUUGGUCUUUUACCAAAUAGGGUUAUCUUCUGUAUACCCCCCUACCUUGUCACAACACGACUGAUUGGCUCAAACAUACAUUCCACAAAUUGACUUUUAAGAAGGCACACCUGUUAAUUUAAAUGUAUUCCAGGUGACUACCACAUUAAGCUGGUUGAGAGAAUGCCAAGCGUGUGCAAAGCUGUCAUCAAGGCGAAGGGUGGCUAUUUGAAGAAUCUCAAAUAUAAAAUAUAUUUUGAUUUGUUUAACACUUUUUUGGUUACUAAAUGAUUCCAUAUGUGUUAUUUCAUAGUUUUGAUGUCUUCAAUAUUAUUCUACAACGUAGAAAAUAGUAAAAAUUAAGAAAAACCCUUGAGUAGGUGUUCUAAAACUUUUGACCGGUAGUGUGUGUGUGUGUGUGUGUGUGUGUAUAUAUAUAUAUAUAUAUAUAUAUAUAUAUAUAUAUUUUUUUUUCUCCUUUUUUUUCUUUUUUUUUUUUUUGUUAUAUACGUGUAUAUAUAAAUGCAACGUGUAAAAUGUUGGUCCAAUUUUUCAUGAGCUGAAAUAAAAGCUCCCAGAAAUGUUCCAUAUUCACAAAAAGCUUAUUUCUCUCAAAUUCUGUGCACAAUUUUGUUUACAUCCCUGUUAGUGAGCAUUUCUCCUUUGCCAAGACAAUCCAUCCACUUGACAGGUGUGGCUUAUCAAGAAGCUGAUUAAACAGCAUGAUCAUUGUGCUGGCGACAAUAAAAUGGCACUCUAAAAUGUGCAUUUUUUUCAAACAACACAAUGCCACAGAUGUCUCAAGUUUUGAGUGAGCAUGCAAUUGGCAUGUUGACUGCAGGAAUGUCUAACAGAGCUGUUGCCAGAAAUGUUAAUGUUAAUUUCUUGAUAAGCCACCUCUAGCGUCGUUUUAGAGAAUUUGGCAGUACAUCCAACCGGCCUCACAACUGCAGACCACGUGUAACCACUCCAGCCCAGGACCUCCACAUUUACAAUUACAUUUAACAUUUUAGUCAUUUAGCAGACGCUCUUAUCCAGAGCGACUUACAGUUAGUGAAUGCAUACAUGUUUUGUUUUUUUAUUCAUACUGGCCCCCCGUGGGAAACGAACCCACAUCCCUGCCGGCCAAACCCUUCCCUACCUUGGACGACGCUGGACCAAUUGUGCGCCGCCCAUGGGUCUCCCGGUCGCGGCCGGCUGCGACAGAGCCUGGACUCGAACACAUCCGGCUUCUUCACCUGCGGGAUAUACUGAGGAGGGGGAGUGGGGGUGCUGAGAAGUAAUUCUGUCUGUAAUAAAGCCCUUUUGUGCAGAAAAACGAAUUGUGAUUGACUGGGCCUGGCUCCCCAGUGGGUGGGCAUAUGCCCUCCCAGGCCCACCCAUGGCUGUGCCCCUGCCAAGUCAUGUGAAAUCCAUAGAUUAUGGCCUAUUUUAUUCAUUUCAGUUGACUGAUUUCCUUCUGUGAACUGUGUAACUCAGUCAAAUCUUUGAAAUUGUUGCAUGUUGCGUUUAUAUUUUUGUUCAGUAUAUUUAUAUGUAUGUGUAUAUAUGUGUGUUUUGUUUUGUUGUCACAUACACCUGAUAGGUGCAGUGAAAUGUAUUGUUUUACAGGGUCAGUCAUAGUAGUACGGCGCCCCUGGAGCAAAGUAGGGUUAAGUGCCAUGCUCAAGGGCUACCUGCCACCUAGCGGUUAGAGCGUUGGGCCAGCAACCGAAAGGUCGCUGGUUCAAAUACCCAAGCCAAUUUUUUUUGGAAAAAUCUGUCGAAGUAUACUGCUAGUACAUUAUCUUGCUUAUGCUCAAUAUGCUUCACCAAGAGUCAAGAGAAACAUUCUCCCUUUCUCUCCUUUUCUUUUACAGGUGGAAAAGAAAGCACUCGUUGAUGACUUCCUGUCUCUCAUCUAUCUCAGCAUUGAUGGAGUCACUGAAGGUAAGCAGCAGGCUGAACGUCACAUUAUAACAUCACUACAUCUACCUCUGUUUUACCUCCUUAGUAUUUCAUUGAUAUACAUGCUGGACAGCAAAUGAUGUAGUAAUUGUGUAGAAAAGUGUAGUAAAUUCACUGGUCCAUGCAGGUAUCUGCUCCGCCACCACUCCUUUCCUACUGUUGGGAGAUGUUCUGGACUGUCUUCCUCUGGACCAGUGUGAUAAGAUCUUCUCCUUUGUUGAAGAGAAUGUCUCCACCUGGAAGUCUGUAAGUAGCUUAGUCUGUGUUUCUCUGCGUUCUUAGAGUAACUGUCAAUGUUUACUUGAUGACAGGUUCCUUACUGAAUAUUUUUCCUUUUAGUUAUUGAGGAAAUACCACCAAUAUAACUUUCUCCUCUCUCACUUUCAGAACUCAUUUUACACUGCUGGGAAGAACUACUUGUUAAGGAUGUGUAAUGGUGAGGAUAAAGGCACACAUUAAGUUCACUUCCUGGCAGAUGGCUACCUGCCGGCUCUGUUUGUUGUUAUCUUGAUAUGUGCAGAUAUUCCAUCAUUAAACCCCAUCUUCUUACCCUGCAGAUCUUUUGAGGAGGUUGUCCAAGUCUCAGAACACAGUCUUCUGUGGACGGAUCCAGCUGUUCCUGGCUCGUCUCUUUCCCCUGUCUGAGAAAUCAGGUGAGAGGGUUACAUAGAUCUACAGGAACUGAAGUCAUUAAUGUUUUCUCAUGGAUGUGGACUUGUGGCCACCAGUAUGUUCCUCAUGUAUUCCUUUAUGUGUUUCAGGUCUGAACCUGCAGAGCCAGUUUAAUCUUGACAACAUAACAGUAUUCAACAAAAAUGAGCAAGAGAGCACUCUUGGCCAGAAGGUAAAUUCUAAGGAUUACAGAUACUAUAUAGUGUGUAAGCUGUUGAAUUAUAUUGUGUGUGUGUGUGUGUGUGUGCUGUUUAAUGUGUUUAUCAAUGAAUGAACACUCUCACUCUCUGUUCUGUGUUGUCUUCUACAGCCCACAGAGGAGAAAGAGGAUGGGAUGGAAGUGGAGGAGGGGGAGAUGGGAGAUGAGGAACCUAGUGCACCUGCUCCAUGGUAAGCAACAUGAGUCCUUGUUCCAUCUAUCACAAUGCUUGGAAUCAUCAGUGUUUAUUUUAUCAACAUAGCUAUUACACUGAUCCCUAUGCUGGCAAGUCUUGUAAGUUCGAUUACAGCUUGCUAAAACAAGUUGUCAUCUAUAACAUUGCUCUCUGUUUGUAGUUCCAUCCCUAUCGACUACAACCUAUACAGAAAGUUCUGGACUCUGCAGGACUACUUCAGAAACCCUGUUCAGUGUUAUGACAAGUUCUCCUGGAUGACUUUCCUCAAGGUGACUUUUCUGCCCUCACUCUUUCCCCCCAAAAUAGCUUUGGGCCAUUUCUUAUCUGACAUGACCCAUCUAUGGACAUCUACUAAAAGUAUGACACUUUGCUUUAAAACAUUUAUUGUUCAAAACUGUUAGUAUUCUGUAUGUCCUAUGAAGUAUCCAGAUGGGUGCUGGCCAUAUUUGUUUCUGUGAGAAGACACUGAAAAGUUGUUUGAGUUAAUGGAAAUGUUCUGUAUGUUGUCUGCAGUAUUCAGACGAGACGCUGGCAGUGUUUAAAAGCUUCAAGCUGGACGACAUGCAGGCUUCUAAAAGGAAGCUGGAGGAGCUGAGGACGGCAGGAGGAGACCACGUUUACUUUGCCAAGUUCCUCACCAGCGAGAAGGUGACAUCUCAACCUCUUCCAUCAAUUAAGAAUAGAGCAGAAUAGAGAUUGACUACAUUGCAGUGAGACUGCACAGUCACUGGUCUACAAAUCACCUUACAUCCCAAGUAACUACUCAUUAUGUGAUUGAGAUUAGGAAGUCUAUGCCUCGCCUUGCUCAAAUGGUUACCCUCAAAUACACUGACACAGUCUGUCCCUCUAGUUGAUGGACCUGCAGCUCAGUGACAGUAAUUUCAGACGACACAUCCUCCUGCAGUACCUUAUCCUGUUCCAGUACCUCAAGGGACAGGUCAAGUUCAAAAGGUGAGGUGGCCCAAGAAGAUGCCCCCCGUCCCACACCAUCAUACCCUAUGGCAGGUUGAAUGUAGUCUGAUUCAAUUUAGCAGUAGAAGAUGUAAUAGUGAAAUCAUAUUGUGAUUUGACUGCUGUUGGUCUCUUCACUGCCAACUCUCGUCCUGUUGCUGCAGCUCCAGUUGUAUCCUGAAUGAUGAUCAGUGUUCAUGGAUGGAGGAGACCACCAAAGUUGUGUACCAGGUGUGUGUGUGUGUUUUUCAUCUGAUAGAUUGUAAAUUACUGUUCUAUAUCUUUACUGUUUUAUAUCAUUAUAUCCUCUUGGUAUGAAUAGAUUGUUUUGAUAUCCUUGGAGAUUGAAAGUAGUGUUAGGUUCAAGCUCUUUGUGUAUGAGAAGUGUAAUUAUUUAGUGAACUAUAGGAAUAUGUGCUCCCAAUAACUCAAAGCCUCUCCUGACUGAUAAGUCUUAUGAUAUGCACGGAGAAAUCCUGGGUGAUGGGAAAAGUACUGACGUAUAUCUUUGCGGAAGGGAGGGUGUGAGAGCUUAGGUUAUAAGUGGACACUGCACUGUAUUGAAUGUACACCGUGGGCCCUGUGUAGCUCAGUUGGUAGAGCAUGGCGCUUGCAACGCCAGGGUUGUGGGUUCGAUUCCCACGGGGGGCCAGUAUGAAAACAAAAAAGAUAAAAAAUGUAUGCACUCACUAACUGUAAGUCGCUCUGGAUAAGAGAGUCUGCUAAAUGACUAAAAUGUAAAUGUAAAAUGUACACUACCAGUCAAAAGUUUGGACACACCUACUCAUUCAAGGGUUUUUCUUUAUUUUUACAUUGUAGAAUAAUAGUGAAGACAUCAACACUAUGAAAUAACACAUGGAAUCAUGUAGUAACCAAAAAAGUGUUAAACAAAUCAAAAUGCUGCCUUGAUGACAGAGUUCCCACAUAUGCUGAGCACUUGUUGGCUGCUUUUCCUUCACUCUGCCGUCCGACUCAUCCCAAACCAACUCAAUUGGGUUGAGGUCAGGGGAUUGUGGAGGCCAGGUCUUCUGAUGCAGCACUCAUCACGUUCCUUCUUGGUAAAAUAGCCCUUACACAGCCUGGAGGUGUGUUGGGUCAUUGUCCUGUUUAAAAUCAAAUGAUAGUCCCACUAAGCCCAAACCAGAUGGGAUGGCGUAUCACUGCAGAAUGCUGUGGUAGCCAUGCUGGUUAAGUGUGCCUUGAAUUCUAAAUAAAUCACAGACAGUGUCACCAGCAAAGCACCCCCACACCAUAACAACUCCUCCUCCAUGCUUUAUGGUGGGAACUACACAUGCAGAGAUCAUACGUUCACCCACACCGCGUCGCACAAAGACACGGCAGUUGGAACCAAAAAUCUCCAAUUUGGACUCCAGACCAAAGGACACAUUUCCACCGGUCGAAUGUCCAUUGCUCAUGUUUCUUGGCCCAAGCAGGUCUCUCCUUCUUAUUGGUGUCCUUUAGUAGUAGUUUCUUUGCAGCAAUUCGACCAUGAAGGCCUGAUUCACACAGUCCCCUCUGAACAGUUGAUUUUGAGAUGUGUCUGUGACUUGAGCUCUGUGAAGCAUUUAUUUGGGCUGCAAUUUCUGAGGCUGGUAAAUCUAAUGAACUUAUCCUCUGCAGCAGAGGUAACUCUGGGUCUUCCAUUCCUUCUGUAUACCACCCCUACCUUGUCACAACACGACUGAUUGGCUCAAAUGCAUUAAGAAGAAAAUAAAUUCCACAAAUUGACUUUUAAGAAGGCACACCUGUUAAUUGAAAUGAAUUCCAGGUGACUACCUAAUGAAGAUGGUUGAGAAUGCCAAGUGUGCAAAGCUGUCAUCAAGGCAAACAGUGGCUAUUUUGAAAAAUCUAAAAUAUAUUUUGAUUUGUUUAACACUUUUUUGGUUACUACAUGAUUUCAUAUGUGUUAUUUCAUAGUUUUGAUGUCUUCACUAUUAUUCUACAAUGUAGAAAAUAGUAAAAAAUUAAGAAAAACCCUUCAAUGAGUAGGUGUGUCCAAACAUUUGACUGGUACUGUAUGUAUUCAGCUGUACAUCUUUGCUGAGUAAACAUUUGAAACGUCACUGAGUUUGGGCUCUUUUGUAUGAUACAUGUGUUUAUUGUAUAUUCAGAUAUUGCUAUUUUUAUCACCUGUCUAACUUGUUCCCUGUAGCUUCUCAGAGAGAUCCCACCGGAUGGAGACAAGUUUGCCGCCAUGGUCGAGGUAAGACUAGUCUGAAUAUUCUGUAUUCCGUAAGUCUGUGUAGUUCCUGCUAGUUCACAUGUUUUAUUAGUGACAUCACAACAUAUAGCCUGCUGUGUGAUAAGUCAAGGUUGACAGGGUAAGGGUUAUUGAUGACAAUGAAAAGUUCCCUCUCAUAUUUUGACAGCAUGUCCUAAACACAGAGGAGAACUGGAACUCGUGGAAAAAUGAGGGAUGCCCAAGCUUUGUGAAGGACAGGUAUGGCAGCAGAAUUCAACAACCUAAUGUUCAUGAAAAUAUUAUUGUCAAGACAAAGUCCAAAUUGAAAAUGUAUAUCAUACAUUAAAGUGAGGAAUAUAUAUACAGUGCCUUCAGAAAGUAUUCACACCCCUUGACCUUUUUCACAUUUUGUUGUGAUUUUUGAAUGACUACCUCAUCUCUGUACCCCACACAUACAAUUAUCUGUAAGGUCCCUCAAUCGAGGAGUGAAUUUCAAACACAGAUUCAACCACAAAGACCAGGGAGGUUUUCAAAUGCCUGGCAAAGAAGGGCACCUAUUGGUAGACUGGUAAAAAGCAGACAUUGAAUCUCCCUUUGAGCAUGUCGAAGUUAUUAAUUACAUUUUGUAUCAAUACACCCAGUCAUUACAAAGAUACAGGUGUCCUUCCUAACAUAGUUGCCGGGCAGGGAGGACACCACUCAGGGAUUUCACCAUGAGGGCAAUGGUGACUAAAACAGUUAGUUUAAUGGCUGUGAUAGGAGAAAACUGAGGAUGGAUCAACAACAUUGUAGUUACUCCACAAUACUAACCUAAUUGACAAAGUGAAAACGUGCAUCCUGUUUGCAACAAGGUACUAAAGUAAUAAUGUCCUAAAUACAAAGUGUUAUGUUUAGGGCAAAUACAAUACAAUACAACACAUUACUGAGUACCACUCUCCAUAUUUUCAAGCAUAGAGGUGGCUGCAUCAUGCUAUGGGUAUGCUUGUAAUCAUUAAGAAAUUGAGAGUUUUUCAGGAUAAAAAACAAACAAACAGAAUGGAGCUAAGCACAGGAAAAAUCCUAAAGGAAAACCUGGUUCAGUCUGCUCUCCACCAAACACUGGGAGAUUAAUUCCCCUUUCAGCAGGACAAUAACCUAAAACACAAGGCCAAAUCUACACUGGUGUUGCUUACCAAGAAGACAGUGAAUGUUCCUGAGUGGCUGAGAAUUUUGGAAAGAAUAAUGGGCAAAUGUUGCUCAAUCCAGUUGUGGAAAGCUCUUAGAGAUUUACCCCCAAAAUACUCACAGCUGUAAUUGCUGCCAAUGCCAAAGAUACUUCUACUAAGUAUUGACUAAGGGGUGUGAAUACUUGUUUAAAUAAGAUCUUUCUGUAUUUCAUUUUCAAUACAUUUUCAGACCAGUAGAUGACAAACCCAAGAGACCCAUGAGGAAGAGACAAGCUCCAGAAGACUUCCUAGGUAAAGGCCCUGACAGGAAGGUUUUCAUGGGGAAGUAAGUAGCAAUCCUAACCUAAUAAUAACAAUAAUAAUAAUUUGGUGGGUGCUUGUAAUGUACAAUAAUAAUUUAUUCAACUUCUAUAGCGCUUUUCAUUACAGAAAGAAUCUAAAAAAUUGGACAUUUAGUGCAUAUCCCAACUCUGUAUGGCAAUGAUAACUGGGACAGAAUAGUAAUGUGUUUCCCAAAACCAUAGUUGGUUUAGGAAAGUUGAGGUAUGCCAGUUGGAUUAUUUACAAUGUCUAGCCCUCACAUUGGAGCCUAAUGAAAAUGGCAAGAAAUGGCAUGUUGCCAAUAUAGGGGACGAGUGACAAAGUUUCCCUUGAAUUUGGCUUUGCCAAAACUCAUGUGUUUGUUUUCUUGCAGUGAUGAACUCACGAGACUGUGGAAUCUGAACCACAACAAUAUGGCAGCUUGCCAGUCAGAUAGCAGGUGAGUGGUUUUACAGCGGUGGUGCAGCUGGUCAAAGUUACAUAGCCCACCUACCUACAUGUAAGGUUUUGGUGUAUAACUUCUACCUUUUUAGUUUUCACCCAGUUAUUAACGUUAAAGGAGAAUUGAGCUUUUCUACAACCAAAUCUAAAAAAUAUAUGUAAAUGGUAUAUUAUAGAAGGGUCCAGACACUUUGUGGAAUGGUAUCAAAUACAUCAAACAUAUGGUUUCCAUGUGUUUGGUGACAUUCCAUUUACUCCAUUUUGGACAUUAUUAUGAGCCGUUAUCCCCUUAGCAGCCUCCUGUGGUCUGGACCAAUGUUCCCUCUAAGCUGCGCGUGGGCUCGCAUCUCCCCAGGACUGCCGUGCAAAAUAAAUAUCAGCCCGCGCAGAGAAGCACGAGAUUGAACUUAACUCAACUUGUUUUUUUUUAACCUUUAUUUAACUAGGCAAGUCAGUUAAGAACAAAUUCUUAUUUAAAAUGACGGCCUACACCGGCCAAACACGGACGAUGCUGGGCCAAUUGUGCGCCGCCCUAUGGGACUCACAAUCACGGCCGGUUGUGAUACAGCCUGGAAUGGAACCAGGGGGUCUGUAGUGAUGCCUCAAGCACUGAGAUGCAGUGCCUUAGACCACUGCGCCACUCGGGAGCCCUAGAGUUUGCCCCCUUAGUUUUACUACUAUCAACGUUUCCCUUUACUGUGGGAAUUGUGAUCGAAUCAAUGCAAUAUUAGCCACUUUCAAUGCAACAUACGAAACAAAACUAACUAUGCAAGAGAUUUUGUUGUAGGCAUCGGAGUAGUAUUGUAUUGAUACACACAACUCAACCCGUACUCUACACAGACCGGUGCGGUAUAACCAAUCAGAGCUGCAGUAGCCCUAUAUGCAAAUAGACAAGUGCCAUAUACAGUGGGGGAAAAAAGUAUUUAGUCAGCCACCAAUUGUGCAAGUUCCCCCACUUAAAAAGAUGAGGGGGCCUGUAAUUUUCAUCAUAGGUACACGUCAACUAUGACAGACAAAUUGAGGGAAAAAAAUCCAGAAAAUCACAUUGUAGGAUUUUUAAUGAAUUUAUUUGCAAAUUAUGGUGGAAAAUAAGUAUUUGGUCACCUACAAACAAGCAAGAUUUCUGGCUCUCACAGACCUGUAACUUCUUCUUUAAGAGGCUCCUCUGUCCUCCACUCGUUACCUGUAUUAAUGGCACCUGUUUGAACUUGUUAUCAGUAUAAAAGACACCUGUCCACAACCUCAAACAGUCACACUCCAAACUCCACUAUGGCCAAGACCAAAGAGCUGUCAAAGGACACCAGAAACAAAAUUGUAGACCUGCACCAGGCUGGGAAGACUGAAUCUGCAAUAGGUAAGCAGCUUGGUUUGAAGAAAUCAACUGUGGGAGCAAUUAUUAGGAAAUGGAAGACAUACAAGACCACUGAUAAUCUCCCUCGAUCUGGGGCUCCACGCAAGAUCUCACCCUGUGGGGUCAAAAUGAUCACAAGAACGGUGAGCAAAAAUCCCAGAACCACACAUGGGGACCUAGUGAAUGACCUGCAGAGAGCUGGGACCAAAGUAACAAAGCCUACCAUCAGUAACACACUACGCCGCCAGGGACUCAAAUCCUGCAGUGCCAGAUGUGUCCCCCUGCUUAAGCCAGUACAUGUCCAGGCCCGUCUGAAGUUUGCUAGAGUGCAUUUGGAUGAUCCAGAAGAGGAUUGGGAGAAUGUCAUAUGGUCAGAUGAAACCAAAAUAGAACUUUUUGGUAAAAACUCAACUCGUCGUGUUUGGAGGACAAAGAAAUGCUGAGUUGCAUCCAAAGAACACCAUACCUACUGUGAAGCAUGGGGGUGGAAACAUUAUGCUUUGGGCCUGUUUUUCUGCAAAGGGACCAGGACGACUGAUCCGUGUAAAGGAAAGAAUGAAUGGGGCCAUGUAUUGUGAGAUUUUGAGUGAAAACCUCCUUCCAUCAGCAAGGGCAUUGAAGAUGAAACGUGGCUGGGUCUUUCAGCAUGACAAUGAUCCCAAACACACCGCCCGGGCAACGAAGGAGUGGCUUCGUAAGAAGCAUUUCAAGGUCCUGGAGUGGCCUAGCCAGUCUCCAGAUCUCAACCCCAUAGAAAAUCUUUGGAGGGAGUUGAAAGUCCGUGUUGCCUAGCGACAGCCCCAAAACAUCACUGCUCUAGAGGAGAUCUGCAUGGAGGAAUGGGCCAAAAUACCAGCAACAGUGUGUGAAAACCUUGUCAAGACUUACAGAAAACGUUUGACCUGUGUCAUUGCCAACAAAGGGUAUAUAACAAAGUAUUGAGAAACUUUUGUUAUUGACCAAAUACUUAUUUUCCACCAUCAUUUGCAAAUAAAUUCAUUAAAAAUCCUACAAUGUGAUUUUCUGGAGAAAAAAAAUCUCAUUUUGUCUGUCAUAGUUGACGUGUACCUAUGAUGAAAAUGACAGGCCUCUCAUCUUUUUAAAUGGGAGAACUUGCACAAUUGGUGGCUGACUUAAUACUUUUUUUCCCCACUGUAUGGAUCUGUGCCAUUCACUUUGAACUGGACUGUGUUUACAGCAUGAGCGGUCGUGAGUAGAUGCGCUUGUUUUGAGAUCAAAGAGCUGCAUGUAUCCAUGUGUGCACAUUUGUUUAUAUCCUUUGCUAGUUAGUGAGUUAUUAGCCCAGUUAUAAAGAAUUUGUAGUCAGCAAUAGGGGAGUGAUUGCUUCCUAUAAGAGCACAAAACAAAACUCUUUGAAAUGCGAGUCGGGUAAAGAGCUCUUUUAUGUCUUAAAGGGGCAGUAUUGUAUUUUGAGACAGGCUUAAGCUAAGUAACCAAUAGGCAGAGGGUAGCAUAAUUUGUCUAAUUCUCUGUAAUAAUGAUAUGGGAAUAAUAAUGCAUUUUAUUUUUCUAAACACAACAUUUUCAGUCACCUCCUUGUCUGAAGGACAAGUGGAUAAACAGGUUAAUGUCAAGCCCUGCAUGUCUCAUGGAAUGUAGGCCUACAUUGAACACCACACAUUGGCUGCUACUGUAGGCUAAAUGAUAGAACAGCUAUUUCCAUGUUAAAAUGUUAUGGGAUACAUUUCCUCCAUUGUUUUUGAUGUUAGGCUGCUCUGGUAGGCUUACAUUAUGAUCUAAUAGCCACAGCAGCCUACUUGACCACUGUCUGAAACGGUAACUUAAAGCGGGUGCAGCCUCAGUGUUGACAGUAAACGCAUGCUGGAAGUUAUACAGAAUUUUCCCAACUUUCAAGUUUGCGCUCAGCAGACCAGACAUUUGCUCUGUCCUGGAAAGAAAUUUGACGGAACAUUGUUCUGGACCCUUCAAAAAAAAAAAAAUACGUAUCCUUUAACCCUACAUGUUCAUGUCUUGUCCACAGGGAGUUCAUGCCUACUCUGGAGGAGUUCUUUGAAGAGGCCAUUGAACAAGCUGACCCAGCCAACAUGGUGGAAAACGAGUACAAGUACGUGUAUACACUGAGUGUACGAAACAUUAGGAACACCUGCUCUUUCCAUGACAGACUGACAAGGUGAAAGCUAUGAUCCCUUAUUAAUGUAACCUGUUAAAUCCACUUCAAUCAGUGUAGAUGAAGGGGAGGAGACAGGUUAAAUAAGGAUUCUUAAGCCUUGAGUAACUUAUUUGUGUAUGUGUGCCAUUCAGAUGAAUGGGUAAGACAAAAUAUUUUAAGUGCCUUUGAACAGGGUAUGGUAGUAGGUGCCAGGUGCACAAGUUUGAGUGUGUCAAUAACUGCAACGCAGCUGGGUUUUUUAUGCUCAACAGUUUCCUGAGUGUAUCAAGAAUGGUCCACCACCCAAAAGGACAUCCAGCCAACUUGACACAACUGUGGGAAGCAUUGGAGUCAACAUGGGACAGCAUCCCUGUGGAGUGCUUUUGACACCUUGUAGAGUCCAUGCUUCAAUGAAUUGGGCAAAAUGGGGUGCAACUCAAUGUUAGGAAGGUGUUCCUAAUGUUUUGUACACUGUGGAUAAGUGUAAUGGAACUGUUGAUUGUCUAAUUUCCUAAGACCUAUCCAGUGGUGUCAAGAAAGAUUCUGCCAUGUGAAAGUGUUCUGGUUCAAUAUUCUCCACUCACCACUCUCUAUCCUGUAGGGUGGUGUGUAACUCAAACUAUGGCUGGCGAGCCCUGCGUCUGUUGUCUAGGAGGAGUCCCCACUUCUUCCAGCCCACCAACCAGCAGUUCAAGAGCCUGGCCGACUACCUGGAGAGCAUGGUCAUCAAACUGGCCAAGGAGCUGCCGGUGAGUUGUCUGGUCUGGCUGGAACUAUGGGUGCUUGGAUACUCAAACAUUUUAUGACUUACGCAAGGGUCCCCUUGGGAGCAUAGGGUGUCCACCAUGGGAGAAUCUCAAUUGCAUACUCCUCGCGUCCUUCUCACAACCUAUUGGAGGAGAAGGUCGGAGGGGAGAGGGGACGCAAUGAGAAUGCAAUUGAGAUGUUCCCCAUGUCUCCACCUCACUCUUGAUGGAUUGGAUCCCCUUUGCCCUGUCAUCACAGAAGGACCUCCCUUCUGAGGAGAUAAAGACAGGAGAGGAAGACUAUGAAGACAACGGCGACACCCUUCUCAAAGAGAGCAACGACAGUGAGUUCUAGCGUAAAACUAAAGUGUAGAGCUUCUAGAUAUGAGUAGUUGUAAAAUCAAAGCUCCAGUUGGAAUGUAGAUUACUUCCCCCUGUUUUUGUUAAUAUGUUUUUGAUUUUACAAAAACAUCACCUAAUUCCUUCAUUUUUGUGAGCCCCCAGGUCCGAGCAUGCAGACCAAGCUGGUGUCUAACCAGCAGAUGGAUGACAUAGCAGCCAAGCUGGGUGCCCAGUGGAAGACCCUGGCUGGCCAGCUGGAGAUAAAAGCAGCGGAGAUCCGGGAGAUUGAGACAGACAGCGAGGACGUGGACAUGCAGGCCAAGCUGCUGCUGGUGGCCUGGCAGGACCGUGAGGGGACACAGGCCACCGUCGAGAGCCUUGUUCCAGCACUCAAUGCUGCUGGCUUCCCCAAGAUCGCAGACAUCCUGAACGAGACAUAG